Molecule: messenger RNA, 2795 nt
Organism: Anthonomus grandis grandis
Lineage: Eukaryota; Metazoa; Arthropoda; Insecta; Coleoptera; Curculionidae
Gene: sprt
Exons: 10
Coding region: 283-2721 (812 amino acids)
Molecular function (GO): protein binding
Source: RefSeq, a predicted model, not a curated record
AGGUCCCUCCCGACCACGCACAGUCAGUCAGUCGCAUCUCGGCGGUUUUAUCGUAUAGGCACACGGAGCACGAGCCGAUCUUUUCUAUAUUCCGAUCACGUAUUCGUUUGUGUGUGUUUUUGUUUGUUUGUUUUUUUUUUAAUUAAAUAAAAAAAAACGCUUUUCUGGAAUAUUAAGGAGUUUUUUGACCUGGAAUAUGGGCGUCUGGAUAAAGUUAACUUAAUACUUAAAUUUAUUCCACUAUAAAGCGAUACCGAAUGACGUGUUAGCUAUGACGUCACCAUGACGUCACCGGCCCCCACCAGAAGCCCGACCCGUUCCCGAAGUCAAACGAGUCGACGCCCGAGGGCGUCCGUGCAUUCGGAUUGUCCACCCGAGGCGGAUACGGAACCACCCGAGGAUAAAACCUCCAAUUUGGGACAGAGAAGUGUCUCAUUGACCACCCUACAACCCACUGUUCAGCCGAGGAUGUCGCAGCUAGAAACGUUGGAAGCAAAGAUGGCCAGUAUCGAAGUGUCACUGUCAAACGUCCCGAGAAGGAAAAAGUUAAACACCGGAGCAUUGAACUCCUCCAUACGAUCGAUCCCGAAGGAACUUGCCGCAAAAGAACUGGAAAAUCUGCGAAACGCUUUGAAGGAUAAAGAGAAUAUUAUCCAGAGUCUCCGGGGUCAAUUGACUGUUCCUGGAUUGCGGCUGAACUCUAUUAUUAAUGGUAGUAACAAUAAUAGUAGUAGUAGUAGCGGCAAUGGUACGAACAACAAUAGGGAGCUCACUGAGGUGGAAAGGAAACAAGCUGAAGACAGAUUGGCCAGAUUAAAGACUGAUAUUGACAAUAAGAGGUUAGCGAUUAAGAAUUUGAAGAUGGCUUUGGAGAGGCUCGAUAUUACUGAUAAUAUAGACGUACGAAUCCAACAAGCCGAACUUGAAUACCAACUAGGGCGUGAAGAACUGAACCUACUCACCCUUCUGGAAGAGACUAGGGCCCUUCAAUUGUGCAUUGAAGAGUCUAAUAAGUCCUCAGCAGAAAAUAACACAUUGUACAGUUGUAUAGAUGGAUCGUCACCUGGAUAUGUGAUAUUACAUGCAAUAGCAACGGACUAUGACCCGCAAAGUCCGAAAUUCGGUGCGGGACAAAAGGACAAUAGGCCCGGACUGUGGAUCGAUUGGGCUUUAGACGAAACCGGACUAUUAAAGGGAGAUAGACUGAUCGAAGUCAAUGGCAAAAUAGUCUUGACUAAAACAAGGGACGAUCUCACAAGACUACUUGCCGCAGCCCCAGAUCCGGCCCAACUAGUCGUACUGCGCCCCCUAGCUGAGAAUUUCAACGAUUCCUCUUCAUCCAAAAGUCCCUCAGUCCAAGAGAUCAUCAACCUGAGGUCAGAAUUGAAACAUCUCCAAGACCUCAACGAAGACUCCCAGAGAGUCAAGGACGAACUGAAAAGCGAUAACAUCAGACUGACCCAUCGGAUUUCUUAUCUGGAAGAGCAGGUCUCGGAACUCUUGGGCAAGAAACCCGAACUAGAACCUCGCGUCACCUCACCCCCGAUCCCGUUAAUCUCAAAGUCCAACCAGAACGUCACCAACAUCAACAUAACCUCACAACACUCGCCGGUGUCCACUCAUUCCAGUCAUAGUGGUGAGGUCCAGUUGUUCCAGAAGGGACCCCAAGUCACUACACUGGUGACCACAGAGAAGGAGGGAAUUGCCUCGAUAAGGUCUAGAAGUAGCAUGUCGAAUGUGUCCAAUACUCUUAUAGCACCCAGUCCAGAGUACCAUAAGCACAGGCAUAAGUCGAACGGUAUGAGGAACGGUGCGGUCAGAGAGGGUUAUGAGGUGGAGAAAAUGCCUGGAUUAGACAAGGUGCCAUACAGAAAGCACCAUCACCACCACCACCCCAGAGACGAGAAACUGGACUACAGCUCGGAAACCAACUCGAACGGUCCACGUCGUAGAAACAUCGAGCAUCGAUACUCGGCCGACUUCACCAAGACCAACUCGGAAAAGGAUUUCCGUAACGGAUCUGGAGACCUGGUGGACCAAAGCUACAAGAAAGCCACCAAGAUCAUCCAGGAACUGACCCGAUCCAAAGACAACACCGGGGCAACUUUAUACGAAAAACAUCGGCAACGUUGCAUAACCGCUUCGGAGAAAUACAACGCCGACAUACUGAAGCAUUAUAAUGCCAGGAAGUCUACUUCGGUGCUAGACUUCCGGUCGGAAGUCCACAUCGGCCCGAAGUACUGCGAGUCCAAAAGUGUGGAAGACCUCGAUGAGAGUCCUUCAAAAGCCGUGAACAAAUUGUACAAAAAAAUCCAGAGCUCCAGAAGUGUUAAGUCUUUGGAUUUUGAUAGCGAUUGCAAUUCCACUUCAACCAGAAAUGGUGGAGGCGGUUACAAGAGCACCGAUUAUAACUCUGAAGCAGAUUAUAAUCAAGGUAGAAAACAUACUUAUUACGAGCAUAGUAACAGCACUUCAAAACCAAGACCGCCUAAGAAACCUUUAAGGUUAUCCUUGCAUAAGACUCACAGCAUGCAAUCCAUGAUGGAUCCAGUAAAUGGAAAAGGCAACAGUAGUGAGUCCAGCAGGAAAAGAAACUAUAAAGGAAGCCACACCCAAAUUGAUCCUAAUAGGGAGAACAGUAAUGACUUCAAGGAGCAAGUUAUGUGGAACUGUUAUAGGAGAACUCUGGAUAAUGGGAUAGAGCAAGGGACUUGGUGUUAGUUUUUUAAAGAUAUUAUUUAAUUGUGCCUAUAUUGCCGACUUGAUUUGUAUAUAUUAUAAAUGUGGAAUAGUUA